CGAGCAGACGACCGUCGAGCAGUACUCUCCCGGCCGGCGCCCCGAGCGCACCACCGCACACGACGGGACCCGCCCGCCCCGCGAUCUAACUUCGACGUCAACGGCAUCGGCGUCUACAAUGGACACAAACGGCAUCGUUGCGUUUGAUGGCGCUCGAUCGAAAAUGUGAAGUGAUCCGAUUGUGGUUCCGUGCCGUGUUCUUUGAAUACGAUAUUAUUAUUUUUUUUUUUAAGUGUUUUUUUUUAUCAUGGAGAUUCCCGGAUUUGUUCUUGGCUUUAAUGAUGCCUGCUCAAGCUGCACUAAAGGAACAACAAAUAUAUUAAUGUGAACACGAAGCUCAUUUUUCUUUCCGACUUCUGGGAGCAAGCAGACAAUAUGGGGAUCAUUAUACGCUACACGGUGCGCACCAGCGCCAUGGUGCUGGUGAUGGUUGGAGGAACUACUGCCAGGGUCGCCGGCAAGAUGGGAGGCUACUCCAAUAAAAAAGGGGGAAAAUCGACAAGCGGCAUCAACGAGGAGAUAAUCUGGAUUAGUAUAAGCAUGGCGAUCGCUAUAGCUGUUCUUAUAGCUAUCGCGCUGUGCUACAUACUUAAGGAGAAGUGUAUGAAGCGCAAGGCCUACAGGGACCAGUCAUGACGAUACCAGGAGGAGUUCGCGAAGCACGCCCUCGCGGACUCCCUCACCGACCUCGACUUCGAGCUACCUGCCUACACUUUAUACCCUCAGUAUUCUCCCGACGGCAAAGAAUACUUCUACAAUUUCCAUCGCUUCUCAUACAUACGCAAUAGCUUCAAGCUACCACCCAAAGACUACCCGAUAAAAACUAAAGAAGACAUCUACAUUAACGCGUGAUAAUGCCUCCAGUGUAUAUAUGUGUGUGUUUAGAUAUAUUUAAUGUAAUGUAACAUAGUUCCAUGUGAAUGUAAGUGAAUGUUUAGAAAUUAUGUAUAGACAUCGAAUGAUUGUGUGUUAUUAAUAUUGCAUGUAUCUACUGAAUCGAACUAAUGUUACGUAUAUCACCACUGUAUCAUGACCUAUAUAAUAAAAUAAAUAUUGACUUCAGUUUUCAGAAAUCAAAUAAAAUGGUUAUAUACCAAAGUUAAAAAUAUGUUAUAAAAUGUGGAAAGUUCGGGUGUUCCAAUACUAUGUGGAUAGUGAGUACAAUUUGUACAUAAAAAAUAAAUAUUUUCAUCGACAAAGGGUAGUACUGAUAUUUCACCCAACUGUGAUAGAAUACUGGCUCGAAAUUUCGCAUAGAAAUAUCGUUUCCUUUGAAGUAUGCCGUACUUCCUUGGUCGUAGAGCACACUUUGUGUUUGUUGAGCUCAUAGUAGCCCGUAGCAACGAAAGGACGCUAUGAUUUACUCGUACCACGUUUUCACACCAUGUUCUAUAAGAUUCUGCUUUGAUUGUUAAUACAAGAUGCUUGCGAUCUGAUAUUCUCUGAACCAAUCUUAAUCUGCAGAUUUAAUAAUUUGUGGAUAUUAAUCAGAAUUAUAAUUUAUUAUUAAAUCAUAAAUGAUAAAAUUGAAUGUUCUAAUUAAUACAGGAAUUUUGUAAUGAAAAGUAUUAAUAAGUACUUACGUAUUAGGUGAUUGUACGUGCCAAAUUACAAAUUAUAUUUUCUGCAUUUGGUUAAAAAAAUAAGGACGAGUGGCAAUUUUACGUUCAAUCCCUGAAUCAGGUAAAUUUUAUUAUUAUCACUAGAUUUUUCGAUAAAAUCUACGAAUUUUAAGAUUUAGUUUUGCAAUCCUAAUAUAUAUUCAUAUAUAAGAGCCAUGGCCUGCGAGCCCCAUAUUUUAAGGUAAGCGUGCACAGGCCCAUAUCGUGCGCAUCGCAUGCAACGGAUUUUAGUUUGUCUUGUAUAGAAACUCAUACAACUGCGUCCACUGAUCCGUAUCGUACGGACCGCAACAUCAAUAAUACCUACAUGCGAUGCGUACCGAUGACGUCAAACGCAAUGCGUGCGAUGCGUGCGACCUUUACACACCUUUGCUACCUGUUAUCAGCCAAAGUAACCACAGAAAAAUGGUGUUUUUUUUUAAAUAACGUAUGUCUGGGCCUCGCGGGCUCUCGCUCUAUACAUAUAACAAAAGUAAAUAGAUGUAAGGUAAUGUCAAAUGUUUAUAUUUAACAUGAACUUAUUUUCAUCAUUGUAAUCAAUGCCAGGCAUUUGUAAUAAAUUAAUUAAUUGACCAAACGUAACUUGUAUUAAAUAAUAUACGAUAAUUUUUUUUUAGAAAACAACAAAAUAAAUGAGAUGUGUAUAA
Messenger RNA from Spodoptera frugiperda (fall armyworm), 2269 nucleotides. RefSeq lists its product as uncharacterized. The coding region runs from base 376 to 636 and encodes 86 amino acids. NCBI's taxonomy places the organism in Eukaryota, Metazoa, Arthropoda, Insecta, Lepidoptera, Noctuidae. The transcript is spliced from 4 exons. The record is from RefSeq and is a predicted model, not a curated record.